Esox lucius (northern pike) is the source of this 5895-nucleotide messenger RNA. RefSeq names its product tubulin tyrosine ligase-like family, member 5 (gene ttll5). The transcript has 33 exons. Gene Ontology annotation, molecular function: tubulin binding; tubulin-glutamic acid ligase activity. Gene Ontology annotation, cellular component: cilium. NCBI's taxonomy places the organism in Eukaryota, Metazoa, Chordata, Actinopteri, Esociformes, Esocidae. Gene Ontology annotation, biological process: protein polyglutamylation; microtubule cytoskeleton organization. The record is from RefSeq and is a predicted model, not a curated record. The coding region runs from base 362 to 4261 and encodes 1299 amino acids.
UUUGUUGUUUUUUAUUUAAAUCUUUAUUUUUCUUAGCCACUGAGAUAUUAAUUCCUGGUUGUCUUUGUCUUUCAAAGUUCCCAAUUUCCAAGUUUUUUUGAACGCAGCUUUAGCUAGAAGGGACUGCAUUCAUUGGUUGCCAUUCAGUUGUUGUAGUUACAUAUAGGCACCUGGAAUACUUUCCAUUCUGGCGUAUUGUUAAUGUUAGCUAACUGGGGUUCUUCGAUUACAGAAGUGUAUUUUAUGCUGAAGUAAAUUGUCGGUAUACGGGUGAAAGGACAUGCCUACAGUCACAACCUCAAAUAGCUGACGCAAGGCAGAUUUCCUCAGGAGGGACGACUUCUACCAUCACGUUGUGGAAAUGCCAGCUGUGAUCCGGGAUAAAGAGGAUUCAGAGUCUUCUUCAGAGGACGUGCAAGAAGAGGACCAUGCUUGCAUUGCCUGGACUGGCCUCAGCAGGAAGACCCCUGUCCUGGUGUUUUUUGCCGAAGCCAUUGUCUCUAAAGAUGGAAACAUCCGCUCUGUUGGAGAACGAUACAACCUGGCCUUUAAGAUUGUGCGCACGGAGAGCCGGCUGGUUCGUGGCAUACUCACCAGUCAUGGAUUCCAUGAGAUCCACCCAAACAGCAAUGACUUCAACCUCAUGUGGACGGGGUCUCACCUUAAGCCUUACCUCCUACGAAGCCUUCAGGACUUCCAAAAGGUCAACCACUUCCCCAGAUCGUAUGAACUGACACGUAAAGACCGGCUGUAUAAGAACAUCCAGCGGAUGCAGCAGGCUCACGGCUUUAAAAACUUUCACAUUGUCCCUCAGACCUAUGUGCUUCCGUCAGAGUACCAGGAAUUCUGCAGUUCCUUCGUCAAGGACAAGGGUCCCUGGAUCAUUAAGCCAGUAGCGUCGUCACGAGGGCGAGGAAUCUACCUGGUCAGCAAUCCCAACCAGAUUCCAGUGGACGAGAACAUCUUAGUGUCUCGCUACAUCAAUAACCCGUUACUGAUUGACGAUUUCAAGUUUGAUGUGCGGUUGUAUGUUCUGGUGACUUCAUAUGAUCCCGUCACUAUUUAUCUUUAUGAGGAGGGCCUGGCCAGGUUUGCCACAGUGAAGUAUGACCGUGGAACUAAGAACAUCAAGAACCAGUUCAUGCAUCUAACCAACUACAGCGUGAACAAAAAGAGCAGCGACUACGUCAGCUGCGAUGAUCCUGAAGUGGAGGAUUAUGGGAACAAAUGGAGCAUGAGUGCAAUGCUGCGGUAUUUGAAGCAGGAGGGAAAGGACACCACGUUGCUCAUGGGUCAGGUGGAGGACCUGGUGAUCAAGGCGGUGCUGAGCGCUGAGCUGCAGAUAGCCACUGCCUGCCAGAUGUUUGUGCCACACAGGACCAACUGCUUCGAACUGUACGGCUUUGAUGUGCUCAUCGACUCCAACCUCAAACCGUGGCUCCUGGAAGUCAACCUUUCUCCCUCUCUGGCCUGCGACGCUCCUCUGGAUCUGAAAAUAAAGGCCAGCAUGAUAUCCGACAUGUUUUCUCUUGUGGGCUUUGUUUGUCAGGACCCCCUGCUACGACAAACCAGCUCUGAACGGGUAGCUCUGGACCCAAGUCUAAAGUCCCACAAAGCACAGCGCCCUUUCUCCACUCAGUCAGCCAGUGUUCACUCUGGAUUGCGACAGAGACCCGCCACGGCCAACAGCACAGACACUGACAGGCCUAAGAUAGGAAGUAAACAGGAGGACAGCACCCUGGGCCUGACUGCUGAGGAGGUUAAAGUCCUGAGAAGGAUAAGAGAGGAGGAUGAGAGACGAGGUGGGUUCAUCCGAAUCUUUCCCACUCCAGAGACAUGGGAACUGUACAGUGGUUAUCUGGAGUAUAAGACUUCGAUGAACUACAUGUUGGCCAACAGACUUUUCCGUGGAAGAUUGGGGAGAGUGGUGGUGACAUCAAGAUGCCGGAAUCUGAAUGGCUAUGUGCAGCUGCACGUUGUCCAGUAUGAGAGGAAGCUGUUGUCACUGGAGGCGCGGAAGCAGAAGCAGCUCCACCUGGCAGAGCGCUCGGCCAUGAGGAGAAGAAGACCAGCGAAGGGUCGCAGGGCCACCCCUUCCAGGACCAGUGACGAGGAGGGAGAGGAGAGAGUUCAGGAGGAAGAGGAGGAGGAGAAGAAAGCCCAGGGUUCGGUGGAAGUGCAUAGUGUGCCCAUGAAGCUGGAGCAGCUUCACGAUGAGGCCCUGUUCUCAGCAGAACCAGCCCGACACCCCUCUGCCAUCGCCAAGCCCAAGGUCAACCUGCUCCAAAUCCUCCAGCAGGGCUGGGACCUCAGUAAGGUCCAGGCACGGGUGGCCUUCUCCUCAUAUCUCCGUCGGGUACAGAUGAGGCUACUCAAAGAAAGUAGGACUAACACGGAUUCAGGCUGGCCAGAGAAGGACAAUGACCAAAUCGAGCUGGUGAUCCGCUUCCUGAAGAGGGCGGCCUGUAACCUCCAGCAGGACGUGAGGAUGGUUGUGCCCAGUCGCCAGCUCCCCCUCCAGGACCGUCAGCGCAUCCUGUCCCACCAGCUGGGAGAGUUCAUCCACUUCUACACAAAGGAGACAGAGGAAAUGGUGAAGAAACAGGAGACGAUCAAAGAUGAAAAACAUUGUAUCAACCCAAGUGUAUUUCAGGAGUUCACCGCUGUGGCCAGUGAAAGUGAUCUGGAGGAGGUCCUGACGUUCUACACACACAAAAACAAAUCAGCCAGUGUCUUCUUUGGAACCAAAUGUAGGAGCACUAAACCUGACAAUAGCAACAGCCAAGGUUCAGGAGAGCCAGCUACCACAGAGAACCAUAACGCUCUACCUUUGGCCAAAGAGGGUUCCAGCGCCUCUGCUUCCUCACUGUCUGAAGUCAGAAUCAGCACAGACCAAACCACUGCAGACCGACCUGCCGCAGACCAAACCACUGCAGAUCUCCAACGCAAAGAACAAUCCGGGGUCCAGUCUUCCCAACACUCCUCAGACCAUGUCCACAUCCCCAAGCAGGACUACCGCCAGAACCCUCCCCAGUGUCUGCCACUGCACUGCCCCCCUCCACCGCCCCCAUCACAUCCACCGUCUCGCUCCCAGUCUCACCUCCCCUCCCGCUACCAGACAGAACUCCCUCCGCGGUGCCAGGCCUCUGGGUUCUCCUCACCCUCCGCCCUGGUGCCCCAGCCCCCUCCAGUCACUUGGGCAGCUGACCGGCCGGCUCCCAGCACAGCCCCGCCCAUCUCCCAGGUCUUGAGGCGGGUCCAGUCCUUCAGCUCCUCCGGCGUAGCCCCGUCCUCCGUGCCCGGUGCCGUCCAGGUCUACAGCCAGAAGCCCUCCAGACCCACGUCUGCGGACCACGGUAACGCCAUCAGACGGGCUGCCCCCAGCCGCCCCGGACCUGACCCGACACGGGCCUUUUUGGACCGGGGCUUGUUGUCGGCUCAGGCCCAGUCUAACCAUCAGGCCAUCGUCUCAGCAUUGCAGAAGCUGUCAGAGAAGCAGGCUGCCCGCCAGUACGCCACUUCGAGCCACAUCAGCCUUUUAACACAGCAUUUGACCAAUCUGAACCUGGCUAACGGGGUGCUGAACCGAGGGCCCAUCAGCCUGACCCCGGCAGUGCGACAUGGCCAUGGGUUUGGAGGUGUGGCCCAGAGGCCUGUCAGGACUGUCCACUCUGACACCGGGCCAAUCAGCACCACGAGCGGCCCCAGGCCGCUGAAGGAAGGGGAGAGUCUUUGGGAUCUGGAGACCCAGAGUGCCUACAGCCUGGUUACAGGUGUCUGCCCCCAGCAGCACUACCAGCCCAGCGCAGGCAGUUACCAACUCCAAUAUGCCAUCCAGCAGCUGCAACAGCAGAGGUUCCAGUCCCGCCAGCUGUUAAGCCAGAGCCGCAUCCGCCACCAGGCCAUGUUGGCUGCUCAGGCAAUGAUGCCUCUCUAUCCCGAAACGGCUCCUCGGCCCCAGGCUACCAGCGGUCUUUCCUCCUCCAGUCCUCCCAUGACCCACCCAGACAGCAAGGACCACUCCAGCCAUGUCCGUGCCGUCCCCGGGCCCAUCCUCACCCCCAAACCCCCCAGCAGUGCCAGGGAGGGCCAGCUCAGGAAGACGGCCACUCAGCGCCUCAAACAUGCCUCAGCUGAAGGACCAGCCGAUGGAGCGCUGGCGUCCAACUCACAGCAUGUGUUGUACGAGUCGGUGUGCGGGAAAGCAGGUCUUUCUGUGUACAGCAAACUAAUUCAGGGCCAGGGAUCCAAACUCAGAUGACGGCUAGAGGACAUGGGAGAGGACGGGGGCAACACCAUGCCAUCUUGCCGACAGAGGUGUCUCUGCAUGUGACCACAGGUGUCUGCUGGGAAGACAGAGCUACCAAAGUGUCCCGUAUCUGUGACUGUAUGUCUGACAUCACACCAGGCAAUUGUUAUUUGAUGGAAGAGGACGUCCUGUCCUCUUUGGAAUCCCUUGGCCUGACAUGGGUUGGGAACUCUUUCCUGCAGCCUAGCUCCUACCACAGCAGUUGUCCUCGCUUCUUCUCCUCUUGCUGUCUGUCUGUGUGUCUGUCUGUGCCAUAGAAAGACUUUAAUGACAGACACCCAUCAACAGCUGGUGCCCACCAGAGCCCCAAAGGGCAAGAUCACUGGAGCUCAGAGGAUUCAAACAUUACAAAAGUUCCUCCACUGCCAGGGAGAUGUGCUCCACCAAUCCUGUUUUUUGUGCCCAUUGGUCAGAUAAACUGAAUGUUAUUAUGAAGACAUCUUACAUUGGCUUGAUUGUUGAAGUGAAUGUUAUUGUUGCCCCCCCCCCCCCCCCCAAUAAUAGGAAUACUUUGCAAACAUGCCCCCCGAUAUGAAACUCACUCCUUGCUUCACAGUUCGUAUUGCACUGUUGUCUCCACUGGUGUCCUCAGUGCACCACAGGCUACAGUGUGAAGCCAGUAUGAACUGUAAAGAAGUUGUGCAUCUAUUAAACUGUUCUGCCUCACAGAGCCAUGUAUUUUAGAGAUCUGAGCAGUGAUCUGGUUAUCUGGCUUGAACUCUAUAGUAGGUUACUUUGCAUGUUGCUGUGACUUCUACAGGUCCCAGCGGUCAUCUGUUCCUGGCCGUAAUGCUCCCAUAACGUUGACCGUUUGACGUGCGUUUGCUCCUGUAAAACUGAGGUGAGGUGAAAACUAUUGAAAGUCUGUCUCCUGGCCUCUGUGUUCAGAGCAUUAGAAUGAAAGGGCCUUGUCUAUGCAAUGUCAUUUUUGGUGUUGUCAGUGUUCUCAGGGUUUGGUAUUGAAUUUCCUGAACAAUGUUGACUGUUUUUGAUUGUUUUACUUUGGUAAAAAAAAUACUUGAAUUGAAAUAUUUUAUUAUUUAAUUUGAACAAGAUUAUUUAUGGUGAUGCGUGUUCCUUGAUUUGAUUCAUGUGUAACAUUAUUAAUAGCCAUUUCAAUGUGUCCAUCCAGCUGCUGUACUAUAAGGAUUGAUGAUUUUGAGGUUGUAGAUUUCUGGGACCUUUCCAAAAUUCCAGUUUUCCAGAAAUCUCAGAAAACCUUGGUAUUUUGGAUAAGAUACUGAUGUUGGAAUCCUAGUAAGGACCAAACAGUAUGUUGACCAACAAUGACCACUGAUGAACUUGGCCUAAAUGCUGAAUUCACGGGGAUUCCCACAGUUCAGAUGAAAAAACAAAACAAAUCUAUUCUUCCAAGACCAUUUUUAAUUACAAAAAAGUGUUUUUUUUAAAGAGUAAUAGCAAUUAAAACAUUUACAGUUGUGAUCUAGUGAAGUGCUUGUAGCCUACAUCGUCUAAUACAACAGGAAGGUCUGCCUCAUUUAAGAAAAUAUCCCUAAAACAUGAUUCUGUCGCAUAACAGAAGUAAACAUAACCAUAAACAUAAGUUGAAUAAAAGUUGUUUUCCA